Messenger RNA from Raphanus sativus (radish), 2615 nucleotides. Its product is annotated as protein STRUBBELIG-RECEPTOR FAMILY 7. Lineage: Eukaryota; Viridiplantae; Streptophyta; Magnoliopsida; Brassicales; Brassicaceae. The record is from RefSeq and is a predicted model, not a curated record. Gene Ontology annotation, biological process: protein phosphorylation. Gene Ontology annotation, molecular function: ATP binding; protein binding; protein kinase activity. The coding region runs from base 133 to 2322 and encodes 729 amino acids. The transcript has 15 exons.
GCUGAACACAACAAAAAUAAUAAUAAUAAUAGUAAAAUAAAAUCUCAGAACACAAAAGUCUGAAAAACUUACACACUCAAGUUUUUAUUCUGUCUCAUCUGGUGGGUGGUUCCAGAGAGAGAGAAGAAGAAGAUGAGUGAGGAGGAUCACCGGGUGGGUUUGGCUGUGUUUCUACUCUGCAUUGUAGGGUUGAAGCCAAGUCUCAUCCUUUCAGCCACUGAUCCAUCUGAUAUUUCGGCGUUAAACGGCAUGUUCAUCGCCAUGAACUCUCCAGGACAGCUGUCACAAUGGACAUCAUCAUCAGGAGGUGAUCCUUGUGGACAAAACUGGAAAGGCAUUACGUGCUCCAACUCAAGAGUUACUCUUAUAAAGUUAUCAGGUCUUGGACUCUCUGGAUCACUAGGAUUCGCGCUUGAUAAAUUGACUUCUGUUACUGAGUUUGAUUUAAGCAGCAACAAUCUUGGAGGGGACUUGCCGUAUCAGCUUCCUCCAAAUGUUGAGAGACUGAAUCUUGCUAAUAACCAGUUCACUGGAUCUGCUCCCUAUUCUAUCUCUCAAAUGACACCUCUCAAGCACCUCAAUCUUGCUCACAACCGGAUUAAGCAGCUAUCUAUUGACUUCACCAAACUCACUUCUCUCUCUAUCUUGGACCUCUCUUCCAAUACUAUCACAGGCUCUCUUCCCAACUCAAUGAGCUCUCUUACAAGUGCAAAGUCAAUUUAUCUUCAGAACAAUCAGUUCACAGGCACCAUUGAUGUCUUAGCCACCCUUCCUCUAGAAAACUUGAACAUUGCAAACAAUCAGUUCACAGGCUGGAUCCCUGAUUCUUUGAAAGGCAUUAACUUGCAGAAAGAUAAUAAUCCAUUAAACUCCGGGCCUGCACCCCCACCACCUCCAGGCACACCUCCAAUCCAUAGAUCAUCACCUACUCCUAAAUCCCGUAACAACAACGGAUCCAGCAGUAACAACAACGGUGAUUCCAGCACUAGCAGCAGUAAUGGUGAUUCCAAUAAAUCAGGAAUGGGAGCUGGCGGCAUAGCAGGAAUAGUCAUCUCACUGUUAGUCGUAACAGCAGUCAUAGCUUUCUUCUUGAUCAAGAAGAGAAGAUCAAAGAAGACAGCAACGUCAACUGACAUUGAAAGGACUGAUGAUAACGUUAACCAACCUCAACCCUUCACACUCCCUUCAAACGACUUCAACAAGGCUGUACAGAAUCCACCGUUGGUCGAGACAAAGAAACUGGAUGCUUCUUCACUGUCGAUGAAUAAUCUACUACGCCCUCCACCAGCUGAGAGACACAAGUCGUUUGAUGAAGAUGACUCAACACCGAGAAAGCCAAUCGUUGUUUUAAAGAAACCUGCCAUCGUCCUUCCUUCGAAUGUGAAGGCCUAUACGGUUGCAGAUCUUCAGAUAGCUACCGAUAGUUUCAGCGUUGAUAAUCUUCUCGGUGAAGGGACUUUUGGAAGAGUGUACAGAGCUCAGUUUGAUGAUGGAAAGGUACUUGCUGUGAAGAAAAUAGACUCGUCUGCGCUUCCCACUACUGAUGAUUUCACCGAAAUAGUAUCGAAAAUUGCGGGUUUGGACCAUGAGAACGUGACCAAGCUUGAUGGUUACUGUUCCGAACAUGGACAACGCUUGGUGGUCUACGAGUUCUGUAGAAACGGCUCGUUGCACGAGUUCUUGCAUCUUUCGGAAGAGGAAGAAAGCAAGCCGUUGAUAUGGAACCCUCGUGUCAAGAUCGCUCUCGGCACUGCACGCGCAUUGGAGUACUUGCAUGAAGUUUGUUCACCGUCUAUAGUCCACAAGAACAUCAAAUCAGCUAAUAUUUUACUUGACGCAGAGCUGAACCCUCACCUCUCAGACGCUGGUCUUGCUAGCUUCCUCCCUACUGCUAAUGAGCUACUGAACCAAAACGAUGAGGGAUACAGCGCACCGGAAGUAUCAAUGUCAGGGCAAUACUCUCUGAAGAGCGAUGUGUACAGUUUUGGAGUAGUGAUGCUUGAGCUUUUAACCGGGAGAAAACCAUUUGACAGCACAAGGUCAAGAUCUGAGCAGUCAUUGGUGAGAUGGGCAACACCUCAGCUACACGACAUUGAUGCAUUGGGGAAAAUGGUUGAUCCAGCUCUCAAAGGGCUUUACCCUGUUAAAUCUCUAUCCCGUUUUGCUGAUGUUAUCGCACUCUGUGUUCAGCCGGAGCCAGAGUUUAGACCGCCGAUGUCUGAAGUGGUGCAGGCGUUGGUUGUGCUUGUGCAGAGAGCUAACAUGAGCAAGAGAACAGUCGGAGUCGGGUCUGGUAGCUCUGGUGCUAAUGACUACAUGUAAAUUCUUUACUCUGAGAAACACCAAAAAACAAACAAAAUCAACAAAACAGAAGUUUUUUUUUUGUUCUUCAAAAAACUGAGAGAAUAACAACAACCAACAACAACCUCCUUUACGCAUUGUAUAAUCCCAUGUUUCCUUGUAAUAUGUUCCCAAGUUUGUAGCUUUUUUAGAUUCCGACACGAUGAACUUUUGUGAGUUUUUCGAGCCAAGAGACUGUCUUUAUCCAUAUUUGUAUUAUUUUUGUUUCUCAAUAAUUUUUCUUGUUAAUAAAUCGAAUACAACUUUAUGUUUAA